GUGGAUAAUUUUGAUUUGAAUUGCGUGGAGUUGGAAACUGGGGUAAAAAUGUUGGAAAAUAGAUUUAAACCAGUGUUUUCCCUUGUUGAUCACUUCAUGAUAUUGUAUACCAGGCUUCACCGGAAGAGGACAUCUCUAUAAACUCUUGCAUUGAGGCCCCUUCGUCUUGGUCUCUUACCGGAUUGCUGCCAUUACCUACCCAAUACUUUUCGAGUACCUAGAUAUAUCAUAUCUCUGACGAUUGCAAUGGGCAUCCUGGGCGGUAAAAAGGAAGCCGAAUUGGCUGUGGGAUCUGCUCUUGCAGGAGCACUCCCACAAGAUGCAAAGCCGUGGUAUCGAACGCCGCAUUUGAUCCAACUCAAUCUUAUUCUGCUGGUGCCGAUGUUGUCAUCCGCUUCUCUUGGAUACGAUGGCUCAAUGAUGAACGGGCUUCAGACCCUGACCCAAUGGAAAACAUUCUUUGGUAAUCCAGAGGGUGCAAUCCUUGGCAUGAUGAACUCUAUCUACCCUCUCGGAAAGGUCAUCGCCUUGUUUCUCGUGACAUAUGUCUCUGAUCGAUGGGGUCGGAGACUUCCGAUAUUCAUGGGAUUGAUUGCUUGCAUUGGCUUCGCGAUAAUGCAAGGUCUCGCUCAAAAUCUAGCAACAUUCGUCACAGCAAGGGCACUUCUAGGAUUUUCUACCUCUUUCCUCAGCCAACCGAGUCCAGUUGUAAUUGCUGAGCUAGCAUAUCCAACCCAGAGAGGCAAAGCCACUGCUCUAUACAAUACUUUCUUUUAUUUUGGUGCUAUCUUUGCGGCUUGGUGUACCUUCGGAACCUUCAAAAUCCAAUCUACUUGGAGCUGGAGAAUUCCAUCCAUACUUCAAGGUGCACUACCAAUUGUACAAUUGCUUGGGUUUUAUUUCCUUCCCGAAUCCCCUAGAUAUCUCGUUUCUAAAGGCCGACGCGAGGAAGCUCGAAAAUUCAUCAUAAAGUACCAUGCAGGGGGUGACGAGAAUGCAGCGAUUGUCAAGUUCGAGAUGGACGAGAUUGAGCAAGCCCUGGAAGAAGAAGCCAUGGUAUUGUCCACAACAUCCUGGUUUGAUCUUAUUCGAACUCCGGCGAACAGGAAAAGAACAUUUAUUGCAGUAAUCCUCGGUUGGUUCAGUCAGUGGAAUGGUAUCGGCGUUGUCAGCUACUACCUCACGCUUGUUCUAAACACGAUCGGAAUCACGGAUACGAAGGACCAGACGCUCAUCAAUGGCCUGCUUCAGAUAUUCAACUGGCUUGUGGCAACAUUCUGCGGCGCCCUCAUGGUUGAUCGUAUUGGCCGACGAAAGCUCUUUUUGAUAUCGACUGCGGGAAUGCUGUGCAGUUAUGUCGCAUGGACAGGUCUUACCUCAGCAUUUGUCACGAACCGAAACGAAGGUAUGGGACGUGCCGUGGUUGCAUUUAUCUUCAUCUGCUACUUUUUCUACGACAUUGCGUGGACGCCCCUAUUACAAGCUUAUCCGGUCGAAAUCUACCCCUACACGCUACGUGGACGUGGUUUAUCAUUCACCUUGAUUACUUCCUUCACUGGCUUGAUCGUCAGCAACCAGGUCAAUCCAAUCGCAAUGAAGGCUAUCGGUUGGAAGUAUUAUAUCGUGUUCUGCUGUCUCCUUGCUGUCCUCUUCGUCCUCAUCUAUUUGUUUUUCCCUGAGACUAAGGGCCACACACUGGAGGAGAUUACUGAGGUAUUUGAGGGCAAGGCGGGAAAGAAUGCCGAUGAUAAACUCGAAGAAGGAAAUCACAAGAACGAGACAAAACAGAUCGAGCUCGCAUAACUCUCAUGGGGGUCAGUUAGUCAUAUCAUAGGCUUACUUAAUAAGAGUUGC
Annulohypoxylon maeteangense is the source of this 1854-nucleotide messenger RNA. RefSeq names its product general substrate transporter. Gene Ontology annotation, molecular function: carbohydrate:proton symporter activity. The record is from RefSeq and is a predicted model, not a curated record. Gene Ontology annotation, cellular component: membrane. The transcript has 5 exons. Lineage: Eukaryota; Fungi; Ascomycota; Sordariomycetes; Xylariales; Hypoxylaceae. The coding region runs from base 247 to 1803 and encodes 518 amino acids. Gene Ontology annotation, biological process: carbohydrate transport; transmembrane transport.